AUGCCGAUUCAGCAAGGACCUCCGAACAUGCCACUCGUCACGCAAAGCCAAACAACACCUCAUGAAGACGAUCUCUCGGCAUUGCCAAUUUCAGUCCCGACCACCAUGAUGCCGAAACCCAACAAAUCUGCGACAGCAGUCUUCGCGAUCCCGGAGCUGCUGGAGAUGAUACUCGUUCUCCUGCCAGCCCACGACAUUCUGCGCGCACAAGCCGUCAGCCGUACCUUUCGUGACACUAUCACAGGCUCGAAGCAGCUACAGCGCCUAUUGUUCCUCGAGCCUUCCGGAGCACCACCACACAUACACGCAUCAACGGAAGACAUCAACACACUGCUACUCGAGAAAGCGGUAAGUCUCCCUGCCUUUCAACUCCGCACGCUCUAUCCCGAGCCUGUAUUCAACUCCAAGCUCUCGAUUCCACAGUUGGACUUUACUUCCGGAUUAGAUUUGGCAGUGUCGGUCAGCAGCUACUACGUCUACAUCUUCUGCGACAUCCGACGCGAGUUCCAGUGGCAGACUCUUCUCGAUGGAUAUACUUCAUCCUCAAAGGAUGCCGCUUGGCGUCGCAUGCUGGUACGACAGCAGCCGAUUCUCGAGAUCCAAGUCAUUUUGCGCUCUGCAGGAGGUCACUGCCAGAGCAGGAUGACGUUCCCACCCACAACAACGUUCGGCAGUAUCAUUGACUGGAUGGAGGCUGAGCAUCUCGCGUGGCAAGGUACUAGUGGCGUAGUAUUCAGUACGACGCGCCGUGUAAGCUACUUGCUCAACGAGGACAAGGUCAAUGAGCUGUUGGAAAUCAUCAAGAACAAGAACGGGCCUCUUGCGUACACUGCAUGCCAAAUUCUUCGCCAGAUGGUUCGCAAGAUCCAUCAGGAAAGCUUUGAUCAGCAUCAGGGAAGCUGGAAGGGGAGGCUUUACAGCAAUGAAGAUCACGAGUGCAUAUGGCGGGCAAGGAGGGACCUCGAGGCGGCUCUGGACAGUAGCGAAAUGAAUCGGGAGUAG
Messenger RNA from Fulvia fulva, 1002 nucleotides. RefSeq lists its product as uncharacterized. The coding region runs from base 1 to 1002 and encodes 333 amino acids. The record is from RefSeq and is a predicted model, not a curated record. NCBI's taxonomy places the organism in Eukaryota, Fungi, Ascomycota, Dothideomycetes, Mycosphaerellales, Mycosphaerellaceae. The transcript has a single exon. Gene Ontology annotation, molecular function: protein binding.